UUCAAUCCUCAUACGGAGACUCAGUUUCAAUGUUACUGACAAAGUCAGAGUUUGCUUGAUAUCACACGUACAAAAAUAUGCAUGACGCGAUGUCAGAGACGCGAGAAAAAAGCGUUAGGAAGUGGCUCGGUGAAGGCCAGUGCCCCCUGUAAGAAUGUAUCAAUAUUUGUGCAUUCGAAUGUUCCGACUAGAAGCGACAAGAACAAAUAAUCUUAAGAGGAAGCUUUAGCUCGGGUGCUCCUAUCUGAAAACAUGUAAAAGGAGAAUUCGUUUUUCUCUGCAACCACUGCACCAAAGUUGACGAGGUUUGUUGUAUUGAAAAUAAAAACUUAAAAUCUAAAGACAGUUGCUCUCGAAUUUUUUAUUUAGGUUGUGAAUUUUUUAUUAAAAAUUGGCGACAAUCUAAAAUUUGCAAAAGACGAAACUAUCAUGUUUACAACUCUGUAACUCAUCAACGAAAAAUGAUAAUGCAAUUCUGUGAAAUUUAUCUAAUAGUACAACCAAAGCGGACAAAAUUGAUACGUUACACAUGAAUGUCAAAAAAGUUUAAUAACAUGGAAAUACAGCUUUUGCAGAACCUUUGUGAACAACGUAACAAAUUCACGUAAGAUGUAAAAUUACAUAUUAAAUUUGUGCGCUUUCAAUGGUCUAAUGGAUUCCGUUCACAGAACCGCGAUAUCUGUUCUGUAUGCAGAGCUAUGAAUUUUUAAGCUUCGUGCUUCUAUAUUUUUUUUUAACUUCCGUAUUUUUGAAAAUUUUUGUAACAAAAUUCAAGCCCUUAAUCAAAAUUCCGCUUCCAAUUAAAACAGUAACUAGAAUUUAGCUUUCUCUCUCAAAUGCAACAAAUUUCAUUAAAAUCGGUCCUGGGGUUAUCUCAUAAAAGCGUUCUUGCGUUUUACAUGUAUUUGAAUAGGCCGCGUCGGAGUUGGGCCGGAGCUCAAGCUUCCUCUUAAACACAGCGCGCAAACCAAAAAUAAUGUCAUAACUCACUUUACUACUGGAAGUAACGUAAAGAUAGAGCACUUUAGGAGGUGCAGUACUAGGUUUGACAAGAGGAGCGACGUGUUGCUUCGUAUAACUGCUAUUAAUUGUUCUUAUUUCUCGCGUCAAAAAGGCCAUCUCCGCUCCGCGCACAUUAACAUGCGUAUCUACUGCGGCUGGGUUUGCCGGCAUCUCGUCGGAUAUACAAGGUCGCGUCACAUAGCAACUAUGUACUUACAGAAGGAAGCUCGCGUCAGUUUUCCCUGUGAUUUUCUGUGGCAGCUACCGCUUUGAGACGCUUUGUGCCGCAGCACCAUCUUCGAGACCGACCUAGGUCGGUGACAGAAAGGCGCACUCUAAAGGAAAACUAAAUUCUGGGGUUUUACGUGCCAAAACUUCGAUCUGAUUAUGAGGUGCACCGUAGCGAGGGCCUCCGGAUUAAUUUUGGCCUGCCGUGAUUCUAUAAAAAGAUGCGCCCUAUUCGCAUGUUACAAUGCAUGGCGAAAGUGAGACACAUAUGCUGGCGGCGAAGUGCAGUCACAGCCGCGCGUCUGUUGCACAUUUCUUUAUUUCCCUUACGAUCGGACACAUCACUGGCCAUGUGCGCCGGAAACCACUUCAUGUCGGAUCGCGGCAACGCAAACCACAACGAGACGGUGAACGCGGCGGCGUGAGGGCUAACCAACCGUACCGCCGCUACUGCGGUCGACCCGUCGUGGUAGUGAGAAAGCAAGCAACAAAAUUGUGAAGUGGUACAGACUAGAGAGAAGGACUAUGCCGCCACCUCAUACGGGCUUGACCCGUAAGGAAGCGGUGCUAUACCGACAACUUCAGACGGGGUCUUUAUUCAUCCCGGUGCUGAUGAGGCACGUGUGUCCGAGUGUUUAUGUGAGUGACCUGUGUUGUGUGUGCCGAAAGGAAAGAGCCACUGCAGCUCACAUCCUUUGGGACUGUGCCAAGAAUCCACACCAAGCUGCAACGAUGAAAACGAUCUCGCCGUGGCUCGGUAGCCGCAACGAGGUGCUACGAUCACGAGGUCCAAGCCCAGGCCGUCCAGCAGAUCUCGGCGGCCCUCGAAAGGUAACAACCGAGCGAAACCGGAGGUCGGCUGCCCCAAAAGAGGGGCAGGCGCGGUCGACCAAAGGGAGUAGUGCGGCCACUGCCGGAGUAGAAGCGCCACACGCCGGGAAGACGUCAUGGCCGCGUCACGGUGACACCUCCCUUAGAGGGGAAGGCUAAUCGUUCAGCAGGCAUUCCCGAUAAGGUUGCUUCGCACUUACGAUUGGUUUCCUUUGUAUAUCAAUUUAUUUAAUUUUUCUUUUCGUACUCCCACCCAAUUGUGGUAUUAUCAUCACCAGCAAGAAGCGGACCUCACUCGGCUCGUGAUGCUCCUGCUAUGAGCGACCCCAGCUUUGAGCAGGUUCCGAGCUAAACGUGGAAUAAAGGGACGUUCCACAGAUGUACGACUGACUGGUGUCAUGCGUCGCAGUACAGAUUUGCAGCUUAGCCUCCACAGUGGGUGUAUGCCAUUUCGGAGGACAUCAUCGUCAUCAUCAUGAAUGUGCUUUGACAGGAAGAAGCGGAACGCCAGGGUCGAAGGAGGUGGACGGCUUGGGACAACAGCCAUUUCUUAGACGCUAGUCGUCAAGAUAUCAGCAAAUCGAAUGAUAACGACAUGCCUGCACCGGCGCCCGACGAAGUAGACACCGCGAUCGUAAAUCUGAACAUCAACGAAGGGCUGCAAGAACAAGAAGAUGCGAUGAAGGCAGCCAUCGCUAACCACAACGCCGCCGACGAAGAGUCAUUGGAAGACAACGACGAAGAGAUGCCUGCGCCCGCGUUCGACGACGGUGCGAUUGUGAAUAAUGCUGACGGAUUCUUGCAAGAACCUGAGGAAGCGGUGGAAGCGGCGAACCACAACGCCGACGAAGGGGAGUUGGAAGAAUACUACGACGAACAAGUAGUCAUUCAGCUGAUCCAUGCCGCGCUCUACCAGAUAUGCCUGCUCAUUGGAUCACUGGUCAUCGGCGUCUCCUCUGCGGUCUACAUGUAUCGGGUGGAGACGUCGCUGAACUGGUGGAGCGAAGAAGCGGCCCGCGGGCACGUCUUGCUGCCCGUCGGACUGGUGUGCUGGCUGAAAUGGCGGGCCCAUGCGUUCCUCGCUGCGAACCUGCUCGCGUCCAUAGUUGGGUUCCUGGGUUCGCUGCGUGUCAACCUGCACCUCCUCCUCUUCUACAUCAUCGUGGUGGCGGUGUUCAUCCCGGCCCCUUUCGUCGUCGUUGUCUGCUGCCUCCUGCCGCACUCCAUGAGCUGCUACGUAAGCCACGUGACCCAGCUUGGUUUAUCACCACUAUAGAGAUUCCUUCUAAGAAUACUAUAGGUAACCACUGGAUCGUGGAACUAUACCAGUGCAUCAAUUAGCCAAAAAUUAGUCCUUGCUUCAAACUGUUUUGGGACUCUGCGAAUCGCCCAUAUUGCGCCAAAAUAUGGCGAUACAAGUGCAACAAUUUCCAAUUAUUGCGAAUGUGCGCACAGUCUGAAAUUGCUUUCUGCGUUUAGCAAAGCAGGAUUGCUUGAAAAUGUAAGCCAAUGAUGGCAGAUAGUAUUUUGAAGUCACAAGAUCUGAAGCCAUAAGCAUGAUGAUCGCACAAAGCCGUGCACCAACCAUCAAUCCAUCGUUGGCUGAACAACCAACAUUUACAUCCACGGAGGGAGGAGAAGUUAAAAGAAAGGAUCGCGCAACACGGUUGAAGCCAAGACGUAUCGGCCAAACACGUGAUCGUGAACUACCGGGAACCAGAUGUUCUCGGCCAAUACACUUUUUCGUAGAGGUCGCUUGCUGGGCCAAUGCUGCGAGACAAAAGGAAGCGAGGAGGAUGGCUUCACGGAGAAUUCCCUUGCCAAGGCUGGCUGCGUGACAUAUUGCUGUCGCCUUGUUUGUUUUAAUGCGAAAGCAUUGUAUGUCACAUCACGCGAAAAUCCGUGGGCGUCGGCGGGCCGCAAGAUGGUACCAAAAUUGGCCGACGGCGCAAGGAGUAAAAACAUGUUAAAUUUCUCAGGGGCGUUCCUGGAAACAAAGUAAUGGCCUUGAAAAGAAAAUUUGCUACAUUUCGAUCUGGGUGAGAAUCGAACUCGGGGCUCCUGGGCGCGAGACACGCGCCCUCUACGCCACGGCGGCUCCACUGGUCUGGCUCAUUAAAGGUGUGGCCUGGUGCGUGCGUCAUUGGCCACGUGAAGGGUUAUCCAAUGAGGAGGAGGUUGCGCCACGCCAUGACUGUAAAAUGAGUUCGCUAAUGACGUUACGAGGUCUACAAACUGCAUAAUGUUUUAGCAUUCGUACGCGUAAGCAGUCUUAAGUGUCUAUGUUUCGUGCUUACAGCUCCCGUGGGCAUCAUAUAGGAAACUCCGCGCUGAUGAUGGUUCAGUCCUUGUGGGGAGUGAUAGCUAUGAAAUUUUGUUUUCACGAAGUUUCCCUGUCGUCGCGUUUACUUGUCAACAAUCUCGCC
Messenger RNA from Dermacentor andersoni, 4487 nucleotides. RefSeq lists its product as uncharacterized. The record is from RefSeq and is a predicted model, not a curated record. Lineage: Eukaryota; Metazoa; Arthropoda; Arachnida; Ixodida; Ixodidae.